Messenger RNA from Closterium sp. Naga37s-1, 573 nucleotides. Lineage: Eukaryota; Viridiplantae; Streptophyta; Zygnematophyceae; Desmidiales; Closteriaceae. The record is from the annotation of a GenBank genome assembly.
AUGGGUGGCAGACUCGUCGCGGCCGCCCUACGACGAGAGCUGCCCUUUCCUUGUAAGCUCGCCGCGCGACCCCCUGCGCGUCCCCUUUCCUCUUUCCUUGCCUCUGUCACUUCUGCCCUCCCUUCCCCCUCCCCUAACUUUCUCAUCUUCCAACCCCCUCCACUCCGCAUUUCGCCCUCCGCGCGCCCUCCCCCAUUCCGCGGGUCCCCCCCUGCGCAGUUUCAGAUUUCCCGGUGUCGCGGCAACGGGCGGCCGGACAGCGGGUUCGUGCGCUACUCGUGGUCGUUCCUGAACAUGAUCAAGGGCAAGACCAUCGCCGUCAUCGGCGACUCGCUCACCGCCGCCAACUUCGUGCCCUCGCUGCUGUGCCAGAUCAGCGAGGUCACGACGGUGAAGAACGGAUCGCGGCGCACGCUGAGCGGUGGCAGCGGCGCGCAGUACAUGCCGCCCAUGGUGGCGUUCUACUACGACAUCCCCGCGUUCGGCGCGCGCAUCGUCAGCAUAUGGGACGACUACCUCAUGCGCACGUCCACCGGUGCGUACGUUGGGGGGGGAGGGCAGGCAGUGUUGUAA